Molecule: messenger RNA, 1650 nt
Organism: Adineta steineri
Lineage: Eukaryota; Metazoa; Rotifera; Eurotatoria; Adinetida; Adinetidae
Source: the annotation of a GenBank genome assembly
AUGUUAAGUCGAUCUGCAUAUAGAAAUUCGGCUUUUCGUUAUAUUAUUUUAUCUUAUCCAUAUUCUCAAAAUCUGCUCAAUCGAUCUUCUUCAUAUCAUCGUUAUUUUCGUCUUAUAUCUUCAAAUUUCUCUUCUACACAACAAACAAUUCCAAUACCAUUAUUUUCAAAUACCAAUUUCACAAUGUUUAUUCCAUGUCGUUUAUUUUCCAUAAGUUCAUCUCGCUUGUCAUCUGUUAUUCAAUUUAAAUUAGCUGAUAUUGGUGAAGGUAUACGUGAUGUUGAACUUCUAGAAUGGUAUGUUCAAGUAGGUGAUCAUGUUAAACAAUUUGAUAAAAUUUGUGAAAUUCAAUCAGAUAAAGCAAAUGUAACAAUAACAUCUCGAUAUGAUGGAACUAUUGUUAAACUUUAUCAUAAUGCUCAUGAUGUAACUCGAGUUGGUGAACCACUUGUUGAUAUUAAAGUUAAACAAGAAAUUGUAUUAUCAACUAAAACUAAAAAUUCAAAUAUUAUGCAAAAUGAUAUAUUUAAUAAAGCAGUAUUAAGAAAAGCUUCAUUAACAAAUAUUUUAGCUACUCCAACAGUCAGAAAAAUGGCAAAAGAAUUACAAAUAUCAUUAGAUGAUAUUCAAGGUACAGGAAAAGAUGGAAGAAUUCUUGAAGAAGAUUUAUUAAUUUUUAAAUCCAGUAAAUCAUCACUAUCAAAAUCUUCUCGAUCUAAUUCAAGAAUUCCUCCACUAUCACCAAUAUUUGCUAAACAAUCAUCAAAAUCUCAUUCAAUUCCAGUAUCUUCUUCAUCAAAACUUAAGACAACUCCCAAUCAAUCUCAAAUAUCAUCUAUUACUGAUCGGAAAGACAUCCGUAAAGCAUUUGUUCAGAUUAAAACUCAAGCUAAUUCAAUACCACAUUUCACCUAUUGUGAUCAAUAUGAUAUGACACAAUUAGUUCAAAUAAGAAAACAACUCAAUAAUGAAAAAAGAAAAUUUUCUCAUAUACCAUUUAUAAUAAAAGCAUGUUCACAAACUCUAAUUGAUUAUCCUAUUCUUAAUUCUCAUAUUGGUUCAAAAUGUGAAACAAUUCUAUAUAAAGCUUCUCAUAACAUUGGUUUUACAAUUGAUGCAAAGGAUGGUCCACUUGUACCAAAUAUAAAAAAUGUUCAACAAUUAUCAAUUAGUCAAAUUGAAAAUGAAUUUAAUCGUUUACAAGAACUUGCUCAUCAUGGAAAAUUACUAGAAGAAGAUCUUACUAACGGAACAUUUUCAUUAUCAAAUAUCGGUGAUAUCGGUGGAACAUAUGCUGUACCUAUUCUUCUUCUACCUCAAGUAGCUAUUGGUGCAUUAGGAAAAAUAAUUAGCCCGCCGGGUCCACGUUUUUUUGGACCCGGAACCGACCCGGACCCGUUCAAAAAACUUUCGGUAGACCCGGACCCGGACCGGGCAUCGGGUCCGGGUCCGGGUUGGACCCGAUUUCGACGAGCACUAAGACAACCAGUUGCACAAGAUGAAGAUGAAUCUGAUUCAUAUCGAGUUCGUUCAAUGAUGUCUGUUAGUUGGUCAGUUGAUCAUCGUAUUAUUGAUGAAGGAACAAUAGCUAGAUUUUCAAAUCAAUUGAAAUUUUUACUUGAAAAUCCACUUCAAAUUCUUAUUAAGUGA